Molecule: messenger RNA, 1233 nt
Organism: Misgurnus anguillicaudatus (oriental weatherfish)
Lineage: Eukaryota; Metazoa; Chordata; Actinopteri; Cypriniformes; Cobitidae
Source: RefSeq, a predicted model, not a curated record
CUUUAAGGCCUACUAGUUGGCCCUGGACCCCUGGGUGAGAAACACCGCCAUAGAGGAGCUGAGUGGACCCCCCCAUUAAAAGGCCAGGGACACUGUGUUUGUAAUUUCACUGUUUCACCCAUGCAUGUCUCACUUUUCCUCCUGCCCAGUAAACUGACUAUUCAAAAAAGAUUUUUAGCCAUUAAUGUCAUAUCGCUGUCGGUUGCCCUGUUUGUUGUGCAGUGAUGAAUCAACAUCACAUACGUUGCGAUAUUUAUUAUGUAUUUUUAACCUAUUGUAUGCAUCUUCGUUCGUUUGUAUUUCUAGGUUUAGCAACAGUGACUGUGGGUAAGGAUAGGAAGUCUUUCAUGACUUGCAUUGUAUGAAAUACAGGAUAUAAAUAGGAAGUUACAACCUUGAGUGUCUAAUCUUCUUUGCAGCUUGUCAGUAUCACAGAUAAAUGGCAAAACGACUCAAUUCUGUGGGUUUAGAGGUUAGCCUUUCCAGGUCUCUCUCUCUCUCUCUCUCUCUCUCUCUCUCUCUUACCCAUCUUGCAAAUGAGAAUUUGAUUUUUCUCUCAAAGAAAUUCCAUUUCUAGAGAUUGAGGAUGUUUCAAUGCAAAGCCCAGAUGGUCUGAAGCUUUCAUCGUUUCUGAUAAAGACCCUGCUCAUACUUUAUGCGAGAGCAGUGUGUGACCACCAGUCCCAGCACCAAGGAAGAGCAUCGACCCACACAGCACAGCGCUUUACACAGAAGAGGAAGCAGAGCACCGAGCACCAAUCCGCCUCACGUGACGCUCCUCCCCCGAAGAUGGAAGAACUGCUGAAGCACCUCACCGAGGUGAGCAUCCGCCAGCAGCAAAUCAUGGAGCAUAUGGCCUCCCGGCAAGAGGAAACAAAGCGUGAGCUUGCCGCGCUCCGCAUCGCCGCUGCCCAGCAAACUCCGCUACCUGACCACCGUGUCCAGGCGACGCAGUUGCUGCCGAAAAUGACAGCGCAUGAUGAAGUAGCGAUGUAUCUCCAGAUGUUCGAAACCGUUGCUGUGCGGGAGGCGUGGCCCAAGGACGAGUGGGCACGGAUCGUAGCCCCGCUCUUAACUGGGGAAGCGCAACGGGCAUAUUUUGCGCUGAUGCCGGAACGAAGUGCUUCCUAUGAAGAGUUGAGGAAGGAGAUCCUCGGCCGGGUUGGAUUUUCACCGAUCAGCGCCACCCAACUCUUCCACGAGUGGACCUUUGACCCGCAGCAGCCGGCCUGA